AUGCUGUGGCCUAGUCCUAGUAACCCAAAGCUAAUCCCGAGUCGGCGAAGGUGGCAACCACUGUUCAUCUAUCCCGUCACUGAUGUCCAGAUGCUCCUGAAUAAGGCAGGUGCGAUCUGUUGGCGGCUCUCGGCCGUAACCUAUGAGACGUUGAGCGGGCUGUAUAGGUACAAGACCACUUUGAGUCAGCGGCUGUCGGAACGUGGCCAUGUUCUAAGAGCGGCGGUUGCGGUGGGGUUGGUCUACAACGACGAUGAGAGGCAGCUGAGCGACAGGUUGCUGGCAUCUCUGUGCGAGAAGGCCCAUCCCCACCUCCAUGACGGGCUGACGGCGGUGAAGGCUAGAGAGCUGCUAGCCUGGCGGGAGACGGUGGUCUUCGAGCACACCUCGCAUCGUUACGCCCUUGAGGGGCUCGGCGCGUUGACAUUCACCACCUGCUUCUCCCGACAUUGCCUCGUCUGGGUGAGGUUUACCAAGACUACCGAGGCAGUGAUUGCAGGGUGCGAGGUGGCGUGGGCAUUCGUCUAUGGGGUCUUCACCGUGCUGAUCCCCGACAACGUGUCGGUGAUCGACAAGUCGGGCUUGACCGACCCACGUUUCAACCAGGCGUUUGUCGAGUACUCGGAGUCUUGUCGCCUAUAUCUCGGCGAGUUUCGGUGGUUCUACUCCCAACGAGGGACCACAACGACGUUGUCUACCUGGAACAAUUUUGAUGGGCCGGGCCAGCCUUUCGCCGUCCAGAUCAGUCCGCCGAUCGAUAGCUGCGCCGUGAACUUCUUCAAGUUGGACCAGCAGUUGGGGCCGCCGUGGGCUCGGGGGAGCCCUUCGAGUAGGGAGUCUAUGCGUUUUUGUUGGGCUCAUACUUCUGAGGUCAGGCAGUAUCACAUCGUACAGCCGGGACUUACGUGUAUGGACAUUCAAUGUCUCGAUGAGCUGGGCGUCGAAGAGAAUGACCUGGGAUGGCAGUUCAAUGAGGUAGCUGUCGACCAUCUAGGCGACAUCGGGGGCGGCUUUGCAGGCCUUGCCGCGGAACAGGGCGCUGACCAGCCAGGGCUAGCUCUCGAUGCGCAAGUCGCCAAGGUCACGGUUUUUGUCAAGGGUGAAGACUGGGGCUAG
Messenger RNA from Phialemonium atrogriseum, 1116 nucleotides. RefSeq lists its product as uncharacterized. The coding region runs from base 1 to 1116 and encodes 371 amino acids. The record is from RefSeq and is a predicted model, not a curated record. The transcript has 11 exons. Lineage: Eukaryota; Fungi; Ascomycota; Sordariomycetes; Cephalothecales; Cephalothecaceae.